Messenger RNA from Prunus armeniaca (apricot), 1134 nucleotides. The record is from the annotation of a GenBank genome assembly. NCBI's taxonomy places the organism in Eukaryota, Viridiplantae, Streptophyta, Magnoliopsida, Rosales, Rosaceae.
AUGGACCAAAUUGCUCCUUGCAUUCAUGAUGAGCUUGCCUUGUUUGUUCAGAAAUAUAGAAGGGUUGUCAAAGGUAAAACCAAAGUCACUAGGAAUUGUCAAAAUCUUCCUAGCUCGUCUACAUGUGUGUCUCAAGACAAUGUUUUUAAGGAGAUGAAUUUUUUGGACUCUUAUGGCUUUAGGGAGGACAAAAGUUUGAAGGGUCUUGUAAAGUGCUAUCUAUGUGGUGGUGUUGGUCACACUGAUGUGGAAUGUGCAAAUAACCACAUGAUAGAGUCUAAUGGGAGAGAAGAGUCAAUUAGUGCACAAUGGAGUGAUAGUGAUAGUGUUGAUUCCAAUAAUUAUAUCACUUCAUCUUUUGAAGAGACAAAUAAUUUUGCCCUUGUUGGUUCUGUUCAUAACUCUAGCAUUGCUAGAGUUCAUGUAGUUAAAGAAGGAAAAUCUGAUUCAAAAAAUGAAUCUGUGUCUGGAGAUGAUAGGCAGGAUGACCAGUCAUACAGGAAACAGGAUGACCAGUCAUACCUGGGUAUGUGUGAAAAGUAUGAUGUCUUUUUUACUGAAACUUCCAAGCUUAAGGAAAGAAAUUUCCUACUUGAAAGGAAGGAAAACAACUUGGUUUUCCAUGCCUCCAACAAGAAUUUGUUGACUCAGAUAAAUGAGGCAAAUGACAUGGUGAUCAAGCUUACCAUAGGGGCUAAAAAGGUGGAUAAAAUGUUAAAUAUGGGUAAGGUUCAUGGAGACAAAAUUGCUUUUGGUUAUGGUUGUUCUAGUUCAUAUGCCCCUCCUCAUUUGACCACAUUUGUCAAGGAGUCAAAUACAAAGUUUGAUGUUUUAGAGCCAACUAGGACUCAAAGAUUCAUUCCUACUUGUUACCAUUGUGGUGUGAAAGGUCAUAUUCGACCUAGGUGUAAUGCUCUAAGGAAUGUGUCUAGAGCAACCGAUGCAAAUGGCUUUAAGAACCAUAUUUCAUCUCUUAAAACAUUAAAUGACGACUCACUUCAAACUCAAGUGAAUGAUCUUCUUUAUAAAGCUGUCAAAAUUCCUAAGGUGAUCUCUAUGCCUCAUAAAGUCUCAAAAGUGAAGCAAGUUUGGAUCAAGAAGGAAGACCAUGUUCUUCCUCAUGUUGGUGACUAG